This is a messenger RNA of Botrytis sinoallii, 1181 nucleotides long. RefSeq lists its product as uncharacterized. Gene Ontology annotation, cellular component: endomembrane system. The record is from RefSeq and is a predicted model, not a curated record. The transcript is spliced from 2 exons. NCBI's taxonomy places the organism in Eukaryota, Fungi, Ascomycota, Leotiomycetes, Helotiales, Sclerotiniaceae. The coding region runs from base 249 to 1181 and encodes 310 amino acids. Gene Ontology annotation, molecular function: 1-acylglycerol-3-phosphate O-acyltransferase activity.
UCCAUCGGCGCUCACCUCUCACGCGACCCAAAUCAAAUCCCCAUAAAUGCAUCUCAUCUACCUACAAGCACUCAAGGCCAAGCUUGUGGAACUGAUUUGAGUAACGCUUGGUUAUUUAUGAUGCCCGUGUGCUGAGCUCCAUAUUUCCAUGAGUAAGCAACACAGAAGUAAUGAAUGAGGUUUGAUUUUCUCUUGUGAUGUGUUGUCUGCCCCUCAUUCCUCGUGUAUGAAAUUUCAAGACAACCACCAUGAGUCUAGAUGUUGUAUACACGAGCAUUCGUGGAUUUCUCAUUGUGUUACCAUGGGCCCUCGAAUUGGUCCUCAUGGACCUCAUAAUCUCUUUCCUCUUACCCGUCAGUUAUCUUUUCCCUAACUGGGUAUACAAUGCGUCGUCGUUCGUCGCCUUUACAAACUGGAAUUGGAUCCAAGUCAUUUUUGAGGUCUUCAACGGAGGCAAGAUUACCAUUUCUGGCGACACUCUUCCGGAAAGCGAAACCGCGAUUGUCAUUGCAAAUCAUGUCAGUUGGACCGACUUCUAUAUGAUUCAAGCACUUGCUAUCAGAGCUGGCAUGCUUGGGAGGUGUAGAUGGUUUGCCAAGAUUGAAUUGCGAUGGGUUCCAUUACUUGGAUGGGGAAUUUGGGGGAUGGGUAUGCCCAUGGUUAGUAGAAAUUGGCUGAAGGAUAAGAAAGAGUUGGAUCGAGUUUUUGCAGGAGUUGUAGUAAAGAAAUGGCCACAGUGGCUCAUCAGCUUUAGUGAAGCGACACGAUAUACCCCCAAGAAAUACGAAGAAGCAAAAACAUGGUGUAAACAAAACAAUCGACCUCUCCCCAAGCACCUUCUGUAUCCACGAACCAAAGGCUUUGUAACAACAGUGCAGCACCUGCGAAAGGCUAAGCACGUCAAAGCUGUUUAUGAUAUGACGAUCGCGUAUUCACAUCAUAAUAAAUGGCAUCAAGCACCAACCAUUUGGGAAUCUCUUAGUUGCGGGGACCUAAGCGGAAAACGAGGAUACAAAUUUCAUGUUGAAGUCAAGCGAUUUUUAUUGGAGGACUUGCCAGAGACUGACGAAGGAUUGGCAAAAUGGUUGGAAACUAGAUGGAUAGAGAAAGGGGAAUACUUGGAAGAAAAGAGGGAAGAAUGGUCCAGAGUUGGUAACGGACAUAAGCCAAUUACGGCAUAG